This is a messenger RNA of Linnemannia hyalina, 501 nucleotides long. Lineage: Eukaryota; Fungi; Mortierellomycota; Mortierellomycetes; Mortierellales; Mortierellaceae. The record is from the annotation of a GenBank genome assembly.
AUGCCCCGCGCUAUCUUGGUCCUGAGGAUCUGGCUUGCAUUCGUUUGCCUUUUCAAUUUCGCCGUCGUUAACACCUACUACGGCAUGAGCGGUGGCCUUGGGAGUAGGGGGGCAGACUAUGGAAUCCUUAUCUCCUCGAUCCUCCUCUUUUUAUCGUGCCUCUACUCCAUCUGGGACAAGAAACCUCUCGCCGGCAACAAGUACAUCCGCGCCCUUUUGAUGUUGAUCCCCGCGCUGGCCCUUAUCGGCUGUUCGAGUUACUUGGUUCAUCUCCAGAUCACAAUGGCCGAUUUUUACAACGAAUACUUGCAAAAGAACCAGGGCAUCUCGUACAACCCCUUCACGUGUGAUUUCUAUGGAUAUGAAGGGUCGGGAAUUGGACUUUGUUUUCUUGUGCAGAGUUAUAACUUUGCGCCUUUUAUUACUGGUGUCUUUGUCAUCAUUGAAGUCCUAGUUACCCUCCUCAUGGGUCUUCUCUACCCCUCCAAGCCCGAGCACUAG